This is a messenger RNA of Amyelois transitella, 1757 nucleotides long. It is a transcript of the gene vex, whose product is annotated as somatomedin-B and thrombospondin type-1 domain-containing protein. The record is from RefSeq and is a predicted model, not a curated record. The coding region runs from base 252 to 1082 and encodes 276 amino acids. Lineage: Eukaryota; Metazoa; Arthropoda; Insecta; Lepidoptera; Pyralidae. The transcript has 6 exons.
CGGGUGUCUGACGCCGGCCGCACGUGCGUUCCUAAAAUAAACCCGUGUCGCGAGUGUUGUGAAACCGGAACGUAUAACGGACUUCAACACGGCGAGGUUUAAAUUCGGAAUGACGUUCGAACAAAACCUUAUUCAACAUCCGAAAAUUUAAAAAACAAAGGCAAAGUUUCGGUAUUCGAAAUCUAUCCAAAAUAUUUAAUCUACAUUUACUUCGGCUGCGACUGAAUUAAUUCCAUUGCCUUUUUAAAAAAAUGUUGCGUUAUUGGCUAUGCUUUGCUAGUGCUCUGUGUUUGGCGGGUCAUUGUGGGGCGAAUUAUUGUAGAGAUUCCAAUCUCUGCUGCCCGGGCCGUGAUAGUUCAUGUGUAGUGCAGAAGGCGCAUCAAAAUGCCAUUAUAGAAGAUUUGACGGACAAACCUUGUUAUUGCGAUCACGCUUGUUUGAAGCUCGGCGACUGCUGUCCAGAUUUCCGGGAAACCUGCGGAGUAAUAGACUGCAUCGUCUCUGGUUGGGGUCCAUGGUCGGAUUGCGACACCAGCUGCGGCUCAGGCAGCAUGGUGAGGAGUCGGAGGGUGGUGCAGGCGCCAGCCCACGGUGGCAGGCACUGUCCAUCCCUGAUACAGAGGAGAGCGUGCCAGGAACACCACGGAUGUUCUGCAGACAGCGAUAUCCCAUUGAGAGAUGAGACAGCCAUGAUCUUGCCGGGUAGCCUGUCAGUCAGCAGACACUCCAACGAGACGGUGGACAUCCGCAAGAACCUCCGGCUGAGGAACCCUGAUGAUCCUGAGUCCAAUGCCCACAGAGAGUACUGCGUCCAGUUCGAGGUGGCCAAGGUAUCCAAAGCUUGCCACGCCGACUCAGACUACAAAGCUCUUCGGGAGGGAUCCACAGUCUGCCUUCUCUGCGAAGCUGCGGCCCUGAGGCGUGACCUAAAAUGGCGGUGUUCCGGGCACGGCGUUCCCGGUCACACGACGCGGUUUUACGCGCUGGUGGCGCCGCACUGCCACGGCAAAUGGAUACGGUCCGAACGCAUUAUGGACAAGAAGUCGGCGUGUUGUGCCAACCCUGACUUCAUUUUCGUUUAAAUUCAAAUUUAGAAAUGGAAUGAAUUUUUAGUCUUUUUUUUUAUUCAGCCGUGGUAUGUAGGUGAUGUUUGUUUUGUAAAAGUUUGAAGUAGAUUCUUAGUUUGAAUAUUAUUUUUUUCUUUUUUGUGACAUUUACGAGCUGCCAUCUGUUAUGUAGUUAAUAUUUCUUUCAUUUUUCUUAAAUUUUCAUAGACUCUUCUAUUUAGGUAUGAGGUUUUUUGUUAAAUAACAUUUUUUCUUUAAAUAUCAUCAAUAUGCAUUUAGCUAAUUGCAUUUAUUAUUUAUGCAUUUAUGAGCACAGUAAAACAAGCUCACAACACUUAAAUUUUUAAAUUUUAUAGGCUACAUAUUUUGUAUUUCUGUUUAUUAUUCUGUGUGUAAAUAAUAAUAUCGACUUAAACAUUGUUUUUUACGCAAACUACCUUAAAUUACAGAAUACCCAUUUUCUGACUAACUUACAUUAAAAUCAUUAUAUAUUCAAGUUAACCAACUGCUAACUUAAAAUUUUACUUAAUUUUUAUUUUAAUAAUUCAACAUUUAAGGAACAAUAUUAAAUUAACGAUAUCUUUAAGUAUUAGUGUAAUUUUUAUAAUAAAUAUGUAAAACCGAUUAUGAUAACAAUAGUGUGUGAAUACAUAUCCAAUCAACGACUAAUAUAUGUAAAUAAAAGGUUAA